This is a messenger RNA of Pelagomonas calceolata, 1213 nucleotides long. The record is from the annotation of a GenBank genome assembly. Lineage: Eukaryota; Pelagophyceae; Pelagomonadales; Pelagomonadaceae.
CCUGGUCUUUGCCCCUUUUGUAACGCGGCGCUGCGUCACUAUAAAUCCAGGCACAGCAGCGACGUAUCUCACUUCACGCAACGCGACCAGCGCUGCGUCGAAAACGGGAGCGUUGGGCAUCACUAAUAGCCCAAAUUCAUAGCCAGUCUAAACCAGUAAAUCACAGUGCUCUUAAAUCAUGGUGCAAACGCGCCGCGCGCGACGCGUUGCUACGGCUCCGCUGCUGCGGCUCCCGGCCGAGAUUCUGCGUAAAAUCGCCUCGACCAGCGUCUCGCCGGGACUCGUCGUCGCCGCCGGGCAAAACGUCGAGGCGCGGACCGCCCUACGCAAGGGCACUGACGCGGCCGAGCGAUCGCGCUUCGGCGGCAUCGGCGUCACCAUCAAAGAGGCGGAGCAAAUCCUGCGGACGAGGUACCGGGAGUACACGGACGAUCGUUGGCUCGCGUCCCGCGCGGCCGCCGGGCGGGCGCUCUGCCGGGAGAACUUAUUGCGCUGGGCGGACCGAGACAAGGACCAGGACCACCCCGAUUUCCCGGAACGCGAAGAAGACUUGAGAUGGGAAUUCUCGGAGCGCGAGCCGGGCAACACGGAUUCGGUCUUUUAUUUCGAAGAAGUGGGCGUCUUCUUCGCGACGGGGUGGUGCAAGAUGAUGAUCGCAUACGGCGCGGAUCUCGACGCGCAGAACGCGGGCGGAUACACGCCGCUCCACUACCUGGCGGCGUACGCCCCUCCUAUCGCGCUGGCCAGCGACCUUGCCCGACUACUUAUCGGGGCGGGCAACGACAUGGAUGCCCGUUGCCAGCCCUACUACGAAAGCCGUGGCCCGACGCCCCUCUGCUGGUGCCUGACGGCGCACCCCUGUCAGCUUGGUGGUCCCACCGACGCCCAUUACGAGCUCGCGACGUCCCUCAUUGAGCAGGGGUGCGACGUGCUCCUGUCGCAUCGCGGGUACCUGAGAAUGGGCCGGUCCUAUCCCCAAGACGACGAUUGCCCCUGGCCCUAUCCCGAGCCGCUGCUCCAUGUCGUAAAGCGACGAGCCUUGCACCAGGCCGACCAGACGCCAGAGGUCCACGGGCGCUUCAUGGCGUUCUUCCGGGAGAAGCUCGAGGCUGCCGGCCUGGAGUUGGACUCGGACGGCGAGGAGGUGGUCUCGGACUCGGACUCGGACUCGGGCUCCGCGUCGGACUAAUGUACUAACUAUAAGCAAACCCCG